GUGUCUUGUCUAAAUCUGUUUUAAUUCUAAAGGCUGUGGUGAAGGUAGUGAGAUUGGCUCAUAAAAUUAUUUACACAUGUCCAGAUUUCAACAGUUUUGUCACUCGGACCAACACGUGUGGAGAGCUGCGUUCUGCUCAUGUGGGACAGAAGGUGACUCUGUAUGGAUGGGUUCAAUAUCAAAGGAGGUCCUGAGCAUCUCAUCUUUGAGCAAUUGUGGAUGGAGACCCAGGAAAAGGAGUUGGGAUUAUUGCAAUGUGAUCGUGGUGAUCUUGUUUUUAAGGACACCAGAGCAUGUCCCAUUGGGCAGUUUUUUGAUGGAUAAAGCACAGUGGCAGCUGUCCCUGCUGCAGCUUGAAGAAAUCAAGAUUUAUGGUUCUGGCUCUGGCAGUGUGGAUUGUUCAUGUGGAACUUUUUAUGGGACAAAUGUUCCCCUUCUUGGCUUAUGAUUGAAUUUUGUUGUUGUUGUUUUUAUUCCACGUGAACUUUAGUUUUAUUGCUCAUUUAAUUGUUUUUAGCUGAGUGUGGUUUCCCAGUGGGAAAAUUCACGUGUCCAGAAUCCCUGCUCUGCGUGCAUGAAAGCUCAAAUUAAAAUUCUGCCUCUCCUGGUUAUUUGCAUGUUGUCUGAGGCUGGUCACAAUGUAAAAUAAAUUGUUUGGGUUAGGUUCAGGUGUGGAAAAAAUGUCUAUGAUUCAUUACUUGGAAGUGCUUUGGGAUGAGUUGCAGGGUACUGAAAGUGUAGCCAGUUGCCAUAUGCUUUAAAAAGUAGGAAAUACUAAAUUUGUGAAAAUAAUGUUCUUCCUUUUUUGCUUUUCAUGGCUCAGACAAGGCCUGUUUCUGGUGUUGAGGGAUUUCCAGGGACUGACCCAGGUCAUCAUUCCUCAGGAUGAGGCACAUUCCCACGUCAAGGAGCUCCUGUCCAACGCCCCGCUGGAGUCUGUGGUGCGAGUGACUGGGACAGUGUCCCCUCGGCCCCUGGGGCAGGAGAAUCCGAAAAUGCCAACAGGGGAUAUUGAAGUGAAGGCAGAGACUGCAGAGAUCCUAAACUCCUGCAAGAAGCUGCCUUUUGAAAUCAAGGAUUUUAUCAAGAAGUCGGAGGCCCUGCGGAUGCAGUAUCGGUACCUGGACCUGCGCAGCUUCCGGCUGCAGUCCAACCUGCGCCUGAGGUCUCGCCUGGUGAUGAGGAUGCGCGAGUAUCUCUGCAAUCUCCACGGGUUCGUGGAUGUAGAAACUCCAACUCUGUUUAAAAGAACCCCAGGGGGAGCCAAAGAAUUCCUUGUGCCCUCGAGGGAAGCAGGCAAGUUCUACUCUCUGCCACAGAGCCCUCAGCAGUUCAAGCAGCUCCUCAUGGUUGGAGGCCUGGACAGGUACUUCCAGGUUGCUCGCUGCUACCGCGAUGAGGGCUCACGGCCUGACAGGCAGCCGGAAUUCACCCAGAUAGAUAUAGAGAUGUCCUUUGUAGAUCAAGCUGGGAUCCAGAGGCUCAUCGAGGGCCUCCUGCAGCAUUCCUGGCCUGAGGAAAGAGGCUCCAUUACAAUUCCUUUCCCUUCCAUGACAUACGAGGAGGCACUGGCUGAGUAUGGGACUGAUAAACCAGACACUCGCUUUGGGAUGAAGAUUGUGGAUAUCAGUGAUGUUUUACGAGGAUCAAACAUUCACUUUGUGCAGAAUGCCCUCAGUUACCCACAGGGCUCCAUCAGAGCCAUUCGUAUCCCUCAGGGAGUGAGGUAUCUUACAAAUAAAGACUUGGAGUCAUUGAAGGAGUCUGCAAAAUCCCAGUUUAAGCAGGAAAUCAUGGAAAUUAUCCGCAGACCUGAUGGAAGCUUGAAGUCUCUGCUUACAAAGUUCCUUGGUGAGAAGGAGAAGUCAGAGCUGAUCCAGGCACUGAACAUGCAGGAGGAUGAUGUGGUGCUGCUGGCAGCUGGAGAACACAAGCAAGUGUGCUCUGCAUUAGGAGCCCUGCGGUUGUUGAGUGCCAACCUCCUGGAGGCAGCUGGGCUAGCACUCCGUGAUCCCACAGCCUUUCACUUCCUCUGGGUGGUGGAUUUCCCCCUUUUCCUCCCCAAGGCUGAGAAUCCCACUGAACUGGAAUCUGCUCAUCACCCCUUCACUGCCCCUCAUCCUUCAGAUGCCAGCCUCCUGUAUUCUGAUCCCACAAAGGUCCGUAGCCAGCACUAUGACCUCGUCCUGAACGGCAGUGAGGUUGGAGGUGGCUCCAUCAGGAUUCACAGUGCAGAGCAACAGCGUUUCGUGCUGGAGAAAGUGCUGAAGGAGGACUCCGAGGUGCUUUCCCAUCUGAUUGAGGCUUUGGAACUUGGAGCUCCACCUCACGGAGGAAUUGCUUUAGGACUUGACAGGCUGAUCUCUCUCAUUGUUGACGCUCCAAGUAUCCGGGACGUCAUUGCCUUUCCAAAAUCCUUCAGGGGACGAGACCUGAUGGGCAAUGCUCCAGACUAUGUCACUCCAGAAGAACUAGAGCCAUAUCACAUUCAGGUUUCCUGGCCUCUUGAAGAAAAGGAGGCAAAGAAAAACUGACUUCACGCCGGUGAUGUAAGCUGGUCUGAUCAACCAGGAGUGGUUACGGCUUCUAAAGGCCGGGAUUCAGUUCAGAAAAUAUCAGCUGUUGUGGCAGGGCGGGGGACAGUCCAAUUCCACUGUACUGGGGCAGUUUCAGGAUGGAGUGGGAAGUAGAUGAGGGGCCUUCCUGAUAGGAAUUCACCUUUGGGAGGUAAUGGGAACCACAUGCGAAAAAGCAAUAGAAAAGAAAGUAAUUUUAGCGUAGGAUAUUGAGACUGUUUGCUUUAGGGUGUCAUGUUAGAGGGAAGAUGGGAUCUGGUUUUUCCUAACCCUCAGUUUUUACACGUCCCUUGUAAAGUAUUCCUCCUCCCAUCUGGAGGAGAUAGUCAGCUUCCCUGGCAGGAAUUAAAUCAUGAUCCUCAUUAAAUCACGUCAGCUGAGCGCUGUGACAAUAAAACUGUGCUGCACCAGGAGCUCUGAACACUGCACAGCCAAACUUGCGUGCAGCCAGCAACUUUGGUGUUGGAGGAUACCAGAUCAUGCAGAACUUUGCCAUGGAGAGUUCACACUCAGCUGUGUUUUCCCUUCAAAGGAGAGGGAGAGAAGCAUCGAUGAUGUUUGCAACAGUUGUCCUUGUAAUACUUGUCCAAGAAGUGUUGACCUGUCUUUGGGGCCUGUGGUCCUGGUGCUUUCAGCACAGUCAUUCAGGAGUUUGUAUGUUUAUAAAUAAAGUUUACCUGGCAGUGUG
This is a messenger RNA of Hirundo rustica (Barn swallow), 3264 nucleotides long. RefSeq names its product aspartyl-tRNA synthetase 2, mitochondrial (gene DARS2). The coding region runs from base 792 to 2534 and encodes 580 amino acids. The record is from RefSeq and is a predicted model, not a curated record. Lineage: Eukaryota; Metazoa; Chordata; Aves; Passeriformes; Hirundinidae. The transcript is spliced from 17 exons. Gene Ontology annotation, cellular component: mitochondrion; cytoplasm. Gene Ontology annotation, biological process: aspartyl-tRNA aminoacylation. Gene Ontology annotation, molecular function: aspartate-tRNA ligase activity; nucleic acid binding; ATP binding.